Oppiella nova is the source of this 2355-nucleotide messenger RNA. The record is from the annotation of a GenBank genome assembly. Lineage: Eukaryota; Metazoa; Arthropoda; Arachnida; Sarcoptiformes; Oppiidae.
AUGCAUUGGGCACUGCGCUUACCGAAACAUGAUCAAGAUUAUCCUGAACUGGCUGAAUUGGUACAUCAACAAUUAGAUCGCAUGUAUCAGCUUGUUGACAAAGUCCAUGCAGGACAAUGUCGUGGUUCUACAGGUGAAGUGAUUCAAGAUGUGGUCAAUAUCGGUGUGGGUGGUUCUGACUUGGGACCAUUGAUGGUUAGUCAUGCAUUAUCAGACUAUAAAGUCAGUACUGCUAAACCAUUAAAAGUACAUUUCGUUUCCACUAUGGAUGGUAGUCAGCUUUCUGAUUUACUACAUCAAUUACGCCCUGAAACCACCUUAUUUAUUAUUUCGUCCAAGUCUUUUGGAACCAUUGAUACUUUAUCUAAUGCUCAAACAGUUCGUCAGUGGUUAGAAAAAGAUUUGGGUACGCAAAACAGUGUGAUCCAACAUCAUUUUAUUGGGGUUUCAACCAAACCUGAGAAAAUGACAGAAUGGGGAAUCGCAGCAGAAAACCAGUUCUUACUUUGGGAUUGGGUCGGUGGUCGUUACUCGUUGUGGUCAUGUAUUGGCUUACCGAUUGCAUUGCAGAUUGGUGUUGAUGGGUUUAAACAAUUGCUCGCAGGCGCUUAUGCGAUUGAUCAGCAUUUCCAAAAAGCUUCAUUUGAACAAAAUAUUCCUGUAUUGAUGGCUUUACUUGGAGUCUGGAAUAAUAAUUUUUUAAAUAUUCAGACCCAUGCAGUAUUGCCUUAUGAUGGACGUCUCAAAUAUUUUGCUUCUUAUUUACAGCAACUUGAGAUGGAAUCGAAUGGAAAGUCGAUUCAAAGAAAUAAUCAAAAAGUUGAUUUAAACACCUGCCCAAUUGUCUGGGGCGAAGUGGGCCCAAAUGCGCAACAUGCUUUUUAUCAGCUUUUGCAUCAAGGAACUCAUGCAGUGAGUUGUGAUUUUAUUGCGCCGGUGCAGCGUUAUAAUUCGAAUCAAUUUACCUAUGCAGAAAGUGCAGAAUCUUUAAUUGAGCAACAUCAUUUGGCUUUAUCCAAUUGCUUGGCGCAGUCGCGAUUAUUGGCUUUUGGUAACACAGCAUUAAAUGCCCAUGAAUUAUCUGGCUUACCUGUAUAUAAACAGUAUGAAGGCAAUCAACCAAGCUCAACGCUAUUGUUGCAAGAACUGAGCCCUUAUAGUUUAGGGAUGCUGAUUGCCUUGUAUGAACAUAAAGUGUUUGUGCAAUCUGUCAUUUGGAAUAUUAAUCCAUUUGAUCAAUGGGGCGUUGAAAAAGGCAAAGAAAUUGCCAAUCAAUUACUCCCUAUCCUCAAUGGUAAAGAAAAAGAUGUGUCUCAACUGGAUGCUUCAACACAAGGUUUAAUUAAGAUCUUGCUGGGUGGUGCUGGUUAUAUUGGAUCACAUACCUGUGUGGAGUUACUUGAGGCUGGGCAUGAGGUUAUUGUUCUAGACAAUCUAUCAAAUAGCUCUGAAGAAUCAUUAAAACGUGUCCAAGAAUUGACUGGAAAAACACUGAAAUUUGUUCAAGGUGACAUUCGUUAUCAAAAUGAUUUAGAUCAAGUUUUUUCAAACAAUAAAAUCGAUGCUGUGAUUCAUUUUGCAGGUUUAAAAGCAGUGGGGGAAAGCCAACAAAUUCCACUGACUUACUUUGAUCAUAAUAUUGCGGGAUCUGUACAGUUAGCACAAGCGAUGCAAAGAGCGGGUGUCUUUAAUUUAGUUUUUAGCUCGUCUGCAACUGUAUAUGAUGAAGCGAAUAUUUCACCUUUAGAUGAAAAUAUGCCAACAGGUAUGCCUUCAAAUAACUAUGGUUAUACCAAGUUAAUUGUUGAGCAAUUGUUGGAAAAGCUAUCAAUUGCGGAUGAGCGUUGGUCGAUUGCACUCUUGCGUUAUUUUAAUCCUGUUGGUGCGCAUAAGAGUGGUCGUAUUGGUGAAGACCCACAAGGUAUUCCAAAUAAUUUAAUGCCUUAUGUCACUCAAGUUGCUGUUGGGCGUCGUGAUAAACUUUCGAUUUAUGGUGAUGAUUACGACACUGUAGAUGGUACAGGGGUACGUGACUAUAUCCAUGUGGUUGAUUUAGCCAAUGCGCAUUUAUGUGCUUUAAACAACCGUUUAGCUGCUCAAGGUUGCCGUGCUUGGAACAUUGGUACAGGAAAUGGUUCAUCUGUACUUGAAGUGAAGAACACUUUCGAACAGGUAAAUGGGGUUUCUGUUGCAUAUGAAAUUGCACCGCGUCGUUCGGGAGAUGUAGCAACCUCAUUUGCAAAUAAUGUACGUGCAAUUAAAGAAUUAGGUUGGACGCCAAAAUAUACUUUGGAAGAUAUGUUGGCAGAUAGUUGGAAUUGGCAAAAGCAAAAUCCAACAGGCUAUCAAGCAUAA